AUGUCGGAAAAGAAAGAAGGCGGUUCUCUCGACUACGAGAAGACUGAUGUGCUUCAUGACGACUUGCCGCUUGAGUUGGCACCUGCGAUACUUGCCAACGAAAUCGCCCAAGAAGUUGAGAACCACCACUUCUCACCAUGGACAAAGUCUAUGUUCCAUCUCUAUGGCGUUCUGUUUGUAGCGUACUGCUGUGGUUGCCUCAACGGAUACGAUGGUAGCUUGAUGGGUGGCCUCAAUGGCAUGGAGUCGUACCAGCGCACGUUCAACAUGAAAUCCUCUGGUUCCGAUACUGGCAUUGUGUUCAUGAUCUACAACGUCGGUAGUGUUGCCGCAGCUCCCACUGUACCUUUCACCACGGAUAUCUUUGGCCGCCGAGCAGGCAUGAUCGUUGGUGCCAUCAUCAUCAUUAUCGGUACUUGUAUCCAAGCAACCGCUAAGGCUAUGCCUCAAUUCAUGGGCGGUCGCUUCUUGCUCGGUUUCGGUGUUUCUUACUGUUGUAUUGCCGCUCCGACCUACGUCAGCGAGCUUGCUCAUCCCAAGUGGAGAGGCACACUAACCGGCUUCUACAACUGCAUGUGGCCUGUCGGAGCCAUUAUCGCCGGAUGGGUAGUUUACGGCAGCGCUUACAUCGAAGGUGACGACGGUUGGAGAGUUCCCGUUUGGAUCCAGCUCGUCACCUCUGGAGUUGUUGCCAUCUUUGUCUAUUUCCUCCCUGAAUCGCCCCGAUGGUUGAUCGCCAACGACAGACACGAAGAAGCUGCCGCCAUCCUCGGCAAGUUCCACGGAGAGGGUUCUGUCGACCACCCCAUUGUUCAACUGCAGAUGAAGGAGAUGAUGGCUCAAAUUUCUUCCGAGGCUUCGGAAAAGCGAUGGUGGGACUACCGUGAUCUUUGGAGUUCACACAACGACCGUCGACGUCUUAUCUGCGUUCUCGGAAUGGCCAUUAUGGGUCAAGCAUCCGGUAACUCUCUUUCAAGCUACUACCUCGUCGCAAUGAUGAACACUGCUGGAAUCACGAACGAGAAGAAGGUCCUGGCUCUUAACGCUACCAACAGCGUCCUGGGUCUAGUCGGUUCUCUUAUUGGUGCCCGUCUGACAGAUAAAGUCGGUCGCCGACCUCUUCUUCUGUACAGUAUCGUCACGUGUUCAGCCAUUUUCGCAGUUAUCACAGGAACAUCAAAGAUGGCUGUUGACGACCCAUCCAACACAAAUGCAGCCAACACUACCAUCGCCUUUGUAUUCCUAUUUGGUGUCGUGUUUUCGCUAGGAUGGACUGCUCAGCAGAGUAUGUACAUUGCCGAAACCCUGCGAACCUCUACCCGAGCCAAGGGAACAGCUCUUGGGAACUUUGCAUCCAGCUGUAUUUCUCUCGUGCUGGCUUACUCAUCUGGACCUGCGUUUGAGAAGAUCGGUUACUACUUUUAUCUUGUCUUUGUGUUUUGGGACCUGGUGGAGGCUGUUUUCAUCUAUUUCUUCUUCCCUGAGACCAAGGAUCGAACGCUGGAGGAGCUCAGCGAGGUUUUCGAUGCUCCUAACCCUGUUAAGAAGUCUCUGGAACCCAGAAGUGAGGAAACUGUUCGGGCUACUAUGGGACAGGCUGGAGACAAGAUUGUUGAUGUAUAG
This is a messenger RNA of Fusarium pseudograminearum CS3096, 1623 nucleotides long. RefSeq lists its product as uncharacterized. The coding region runs from base 1 to 1623 and encodes 540 amino acids. Gene Ontology annotation, cellular component: membrane. The transcript has 6 exons. The record is from RefSeq and is a predicted model, not a curated record. Lineage: Eukaryota; Fungi; Ascomycota; Sordariomycetes; Hypocreales; Nectriaceae. Gene Ontology annotation, biological process: carbohydrate transport; transmembrane transport. Gene Ontology annotation, molecular function: carbohydrate:proton symporter activity.